AUGUCGGACUCGGCUCUGCCUCCAAAAUACGCGAAAAGGCGUGCACCAGUCGUCCGCGAUGAAGACAUCAAAGCCGCUAAACGACGCCGAGUCGCGGAGGAUUCGGACGAUGGCAUGGAUGUCGAUCCCGAAGACGCGUCAGGAGUUCAAGAUGCGCGAUCACAAGACACUGCGGGGUCCCCGCUCAAGCUCAAGACCUACAGGAAAGAGGUGCUCCAGAGUGCCCUUACCCAGAACACCAUCGCCCUCCUGCCAUCGCCAAAACAGACACCGAAACUACUCAAGCGCUUCCUUCGCCAUUUGUUAGUAGAUGAAUCAAGCUCCAAUUCCGCUGGCCAUGUUCAGCAGGACAGGUGCAUCAUCUUCCUGGUGAAGGAUGGUGGUGACAAUCCUGGGGAUGCAUACGGACUCGCAGAAGUCGUAUCUCAAAUCGAAGAACCUACCACAAUUCUUCCGUUGACGCCGCAGAAUUUCCUAGACGAGCUUUCCUCCAGCGCAUUUGCGAUCACCCAAGCCCAAGCAAUUAUCAUCCCUGAGCCGCAAACCUUCAAUCACGAAGCGACGCAAGCAUUGGAAGAGAUCAUCGACGACUUUUACCGCCCGUCUGCGCCUUCCCUCCGACCCCUCAUCCUAGCCACCGUCGUACGAACGUCUCGACCCUGGCUCUCCUUUGACCAGCAAAUCAUCGCCCUCGAGCACCUGCUAGAGUGCAAGACCCACGGGUUCACUGAUAACCUGCGCCAAGCGGUCGUUCCAAAUCAUCCGGUCACCGAAGUCGUGUAUUAUGAACCUGCGCCCCAGCCUCCUGAUACCCCGCUCAUCACGAAGUUGCGCGAGGCAUGUAGCCCAGCGCCGACUUUGUGUGAGCCGUAUAUCAGACGGGCGCGGAGGAUCUUGCGCGACCUAGGACCUGCGGCGGCGAAUUACUAUUUAUUGCAAGCCAAGGAUGAUUUGAAAUUGGCCGUAAUCGAAGACGCACCUUCAAAGACCGCAAGAGAGCAAGCGGUGAAGCUCCUCACAAACGAAGCAAGGCCCAAUCUACGGGCUUCAGGCCAAUUAACAUCCAAGAUUCAGCAAUUCUUAGACGUCGUUCGAACUGAAUACGAACAAGGCACUGACCAUUUUCGUGGUCUUGCGUUUGUCUGCUCUGAUCACGUGGCCCAUCUCAUUGCCUACAUCGCGAAUGAAAUGUAUCAUGCGCUGCAGGCAAGAGUUAUCACAGGCAAUGUCGACCGAACUACACUGGUCUCUAUUUUCCGUGAUUACGACAUGGGCAAGACCAAGCUCCUCAUCGCCACGGAAUCGGCGAUGGAUAUGGACUUCACGAGGGCUUCGCUUGUCGUUCAGCUCGAUCUGUUCGACAGCUACGCCUCAUAUGCGUACUCGAUGGCACACUCUAGCAAGCGCCUAGUUCUGCUCGCCGCGCAAGGAAAGCCUAUACAUCGUCGAACCGUCGAGGGCCUUAUGCAGCAGGAAGAUGCUUUAUCGAAGUGGGCCAAGACGCUGACGACAAAGAGCAUUCUAAUACCACCGAUAUCUUCACUGCUCGAGGAACCAUCGAAGACGCGGCGUGUACUAGAGAAUGAGGAGGCGGAAAAGGAUAGCGUCCUCACAUGCGCUGCGACAGGCGGGUACAUGAAUCCUCACGACGUGGUCAAGGCUGUCUGUGCCUACGCAGCUACGCUCCACGUCGCCCAUAACUUCACUGUCCUGGAAACUCACCGCACUCGUCAAACCGAGCGUGUGGGCUUCAUUUGCACGGUCCAUCUACCUGGUAGCCCGGCUUCAGAGGUCGAAGGCCCUGUCGCGCCAUCGCGUUGGGAAGCACGCCGCGCCGCCUGCGCACUCGCAUGCACCGUACUCUACAAACACAGUGUGAUCGACAGCCGCUACUUCCGCCACCACCGGAUCCCUGGCGAAGGUGCACUCACUUACAGCAAGCCCACAGGCGGUGCCCCCGGGACAACGUUUGCGCGGCGCAAAGCAGCAUUCUGGAAAAUUAGCGCUCGUACGCCACAAAAGGAGGGCGUUUAUCCUAUCGUCAUCGAAUGCGUCGAGCGCGACGGGCCGGAGCGGUAUCGCCCACUGUUGCUGUUGACGCGGCACCCCCUGCCGGAUUUGCCUACAAUCCGUGUGUACGAAGUGCCCAAUGUGCGGGAGGUGCGUGUGCGGCGAGCCAAGCCGCUGGAUUUGGACGACGCGCAACAGGAUCUGUUGGCGCGAUAUACGGAGCGUAUCGUGCGCGCAGUAUUGAACAAGGAGCUUACGUGCGCCUCGGGGGAUAUGCUAUGGACUGUGGCUCCGCUGCAGGCGGGGUGGCGACUGCCAAGCGGGGAGUCAUCCUUCGAUGUUUCGAGUGGCAUUGACUGGGCUGGGAUGGAGGCGAGUGUGGCGGAGCUGUACGUGCCCAUCAAGCGGGGAUCGCCGGACGAGCUAGCAACUCAUAUGGAGGACGGCGUCGUGCAAGGGCGUCGGUCCGAGAUGACGCGUCGCUACUUUUUCAUGGGUGUUCGGAGAGACCUUACACCGUUGAGUAAGCCUGCGGACAGUCCGCGCGAGGCGCUCUACGAGAAUAUCUUUGAGUUCGCUAGAUCCGCGAGUCGGGAUUUGAAGACCCUCGAGGACUUCAAUCAGCCUCUUAUCGAAGUGGAGCGUAUCCCCCAAGCACACAAUUGCUUGACGCUCAUGCAAGGACCGCCUGACAAGGGCGACGUGCCAGCGAAGUACAUGAUACCGGAACUGUGCUUCAAGAUAACCAUCCCUGCAAGCGUUAUGCGAACAGCGCUGCUUUUACCGUCUGUAUUGACCCGAAUCGACGAAAUCUUCCUCGUCAAGGAGCUAAACGCUAUCCACUUCAACCACAUCAUCGCCGAAGACCUCCUGCACGCUGCGCUUACGACGCCGUCCGCGGGCUUUGACCGCAACUAUGAGCGCCUCGAACUCUACGGCGAUGCCUUCCUGAAAUAUCUCGCCUCCCUGCAUCUCUUCGUGAUGAGCCACCACAACGACAGUGAAGGGAAGCUGCACGCGGCGCGGCGCCCACUCAUCAGCAAUCAGAAGCUUAUGGAGUGCUCCCUUGCGCUGGGGCUUCCCUCGUUCGUUAUUGGCAAGCCGUUCGUCAUUAGGUUCUGGGGACCGGCGAACUUCCGAAUGAAUCCCCCAGGGGGGUCGGCGGAGAAAGGCAAGGAGAAGGAACAGGGAAAGGUCGCAGAGACUCCUCCGCCGGCGAGUGACGCCGUGGGCGCCAAUCAGGGCGAGGGUGGCGGCGGAAAGAAGCGUAGGAAGAAAAAGAAGGGCGAGCCCAAUGACGGGCAGAUCCAGCAGAUGCUAAGCGACAAGGCGCUGGCCGAUGUCGUGGAAGCCAUCCUAGGCGCCGCACACCUAAGCGCCGGGCGCGACGGGGGUCUGCAAGUGGCGAAGGCGCUAGGGCUUCCAGUAGCAAAGAAUGCCGACAUCUGGGACGAUUUCAAGGCUCAAGUGUCUAUGCACGCGACUCCGUCUGCCGUGUCUUUCCUACGCCCAGGGACCAUCGACGGCGUGCAAUCUGUGAUCGGCCAGAAGCUGAACAAGCCAGAGCUUUUGGCGCUUGCUCUGACCCACGCAAAUAAUUCGAGCCCGUUGGGUAAUUAUGAACGGAUCGAAUUCCUCGGUGACGCAUUACUGGACUUCCAGGUGGUCGAGUAUGUGUAUCGCAAAUACACCCAACAGCCUCCUAGCGUUCUGACGUUACUCAAGAGCGCUAUGGUGGGCAAUUCGCCUUUAGCCGCCAUUUGUGCAGAAUCGGGCCUGUACAGGCACUUGCACCAGAAAUCGCAUCAGAUACAACAAAGCAUCAACACCUAUCUCACUGCGCUUCAGAAGGCCAAGCAGAAGGAAUACGCAGCAGCCGAUGAUGACCUCCGAGAGCGCGGUCAGUAUUGGUUCGACGUGAAUCCGCCGAAAGCUCUUUCCGACAUCGUGGAGUCCAUCGUAGGGGCGAUCUACAUUUCCGACGAUCUCGAAUGGACAGGCGUGCAGCAGCUCUUCAAGCAUUUUCUGCAGCCAUUUUACGAGAAACACAUACGCAUGAAUACGCUUGCCGUACACCCAACCAAGAUCUUACUCGAAUUGGUUCAGAGUCAAUGUUGCCACAAGCUGGAACUUGUCAAGAGCGCUUCAGCCGGUCAGACGCAAUGCAACGUCCUUUUGCAUGGUGCUGUGAUCGCCAGCAAGACAGCGGUCAACGGCGUUCUGGCAGCGAGGGGGGCGUCAUCGAUUGCCCUCAACAAGUUGGAUAGAGACCCCGGUUUGGUCGCGAGGACGUGCACCUGUCGUACAGCAGGAAUGGGAAAAGCGGAGAGGGAUGUCGAUCAAUUCUUGUCCGAAUUCAAAGCCUGACGGCGGUUCAACGGCGCGAGAUCGGGCGAUGGAGCAUACGACAGCAUUUCCAAGUGCAGAGUGUAUGAUAUAUUGCGAUCUAUGCAGGAUACGGACAAUGCGAAGCAAGAGGAAGGCAGAUCUACUGCGCCUUAUACCUACGGGAGAAACCGGGUGAGUAUACGACGAGCUCGAUCUCGCGCGCACAACCACGUACCUCUGCCAUGCAGCAGCAAUGAAGGGGAGUCCAAAGCCGAGACUCAUGAAGAGACCGAGCUUGGUCCCAAACG
Messenger RNA from Schizophyllum commune H4-8, 4646 nucleotides. RefSeq lists its product as uncharacterized. Gene Ontology annotation, biological process: RNA processing. NCBI's taxonomy places the organism in Eukaryota, Fungi, Basidiomycota, Agaricomycetes, Agaricales, Schizophyllaceae. Gene Ontology annotation, molecular function: ribonuclease III activity. The transcript is spliced from 18 exons. The record is from RefSeq and is a predicted model, not a curated record. Bases 1 to 4377 code for a protein of 1458 amino acids.